GCUCAGCCCAGUGGGUUCUUUUUCCUAGCAUGAGCCUGUCCAAUAGCACUGCACUUGGGGCGCUGUGCUCCCUGCUGGGCAGCUUCCCAGACAGGCCUUGUUCACUGAGGGGCCUCUCUCAGCUCAGCUUCCCUAGAAGAUGCAGUUAGGACCCCAAACUGUGUCUUCCAGUCUUUCCAUUCUCUUUCCUUUUCCGAGAAACAGAUGUGACUGCUCUUGAUUGUUUCAUUUGCUCUAAAAUAACCUACAAUCCCCAACUCUCUGGCUUCCAAGCCUGGAUCUAUUUAUAAAAAUGUGUAACUUUCAGUGGUGUUUCAGAAAAACCAGGUCCUGACGGGUAAAAACCAGCUGCCAAAGGAAGAAGGUGCUGUGAGACCAGAGAAAGAGCCAGACAGCUCCAGGAUCACAAUUUAUUAGGGACUUGUGGACAGAAGUGUCCCUCUUUGGUGCAUGCUAGCCUGGUGGCAAAGGGAAAGAGCCCAGAGCUGGCAGAGACAGGGACCAAAGCUCCCCUGGAGCCUGAGGUACCUCUCAUCCAUACACACCAGUCACGUGGUAAAGGCUAUCUGGGUGAGAUGGGCUUGCAGGUCACUAAGAGGUGCUGAGUCACUUGCAGGAGGCAGGAUUAUGGGACCAGAGAAGGUGGCCAGCAGGGCAGCCACACCCAAGAACACUCCACAAAGCCAGGCACUGCAAGCGCUUCAAACUGAGCUGAGCACUCAAAAACACUGCACUGUCUAGAUCUAGGAAAUGAGACCUUAGUUCAGAAGACAGUAGACUCUCUAACAAAUAUAUUCAGCUUUUCAUCAUGAGGCUAGCAAAACCGAAAGGGGGAAAAGGAGGUAUUUCUCGGAGCUCAAGCCAAGGAAAAGCCUAUGAGAACAAGAGCAAAUCCAAGAUAGUCCGGCAGCGGCAGAAAUGGGGAAUGACCAUUCGCUUCGACUCGGGUUUGAGCAGGCUGAGAAGAAGCUUGGAUGAGAAACCCUACAAAUGCAUUGAAUGUGAAAAGAGUUUCAGUCAGAGUUCAACUCUUUUUCAACACCAGAAGAUCCAUACUGGAAAGAAAUCCCAUAAGUGUGCCGAUUGUGGGAAAAGUUUCUUUCAGAGCUCUAAUCUCAUUCAGCAUCGUCGGAUCCAUACUGGGGAAAAGCCUUAUAAAUGUGAUGAGUGUGGAGAAAGGUUUAAACAGAGUUCAAAUCUCAUUCAGCACCAGAGAAUCCAUACUGGAGAAAAGCCCUACCAGUGUGGUGAGUGUGGCCGGUGUUUCAGCCAGAGCUCCCACCUUAUUCAGCAUCAGAGAACCCACACUGGGGAGAAGCCCUACCAGUGCAGUGAGUGUGGCAAGUGCUUCAGCCAGAGCUCUCAUCUGAGGCAGCAUGUGAAGGUGCACAAGGAAGAGAAGCCCCGGAAAGGCCGGGCUAAAACCAUCAGGGCAAAACCUCACCCAGUGACCUCCUGGAAAGCUGGGGCAGGAAGGAAGUCAGCAGCUGGUCUCCGCCAAGGAAAGGGUACUGCUUCAGCCCUUUUUAAAAAAAAUAAAAAGUAAAGAUAAAAUCUCUCUCUUAGAACUGGGAACACUUAAUAGUAGAGCACUUAGAUACUGAUUCCUUCUCUAGCAUGGAGACAUUGGGGGUUUAAUGACAUUGGGCUGAUGCUACAUGGGUCCAGCUGCCCUCGUUUCUUUUUUGUGUGAUAUGGAACAGAAAGACAAUGUUUUUAGAACUGGGGACCCUUAUUAGCAGAGCACUUAGAUAUUGGAUCCUGCCCUAGCAUGGAGAAUUGGGGUUUAAUGACAUUGGGGCGAUGCUACAUGGUUCAGCUGCCCUCAUUUCGUUUUUAUGUGACAUUGAGCACAAAGAACUGCGAAUAUGUUUUCAGAACUAGGACCACUUGAUAAUAGAGCACUUUGAUUCUGGAUCUGGCAUGGUGACAUUGAGGGUUUAAUGAGAGCUGAAACUAUGGGAGUCCAGCUACACCUCCCCACCUUUUUUAAAUGUAUCUUGGAGUACAAAGAAUUGAAAACAUGUUUUAAAAGAAUAUAGGAUCCUUGACCUCAUUUGAAAUUCCUUCCUGCAUCAUUUUGAUGAAAAACGUCAUGUUUUCACAACACAUUUGUGAAAGUGCAGGCAUGCAAAUAAUUACUGUUGUAGGACUUUAUGUGGAAGGAACAGUUAAAGGGAAAAGGAAUUAAUUUCAUUAGUUUAGAAGUUCUGCAACAAAUUUGGAGCUCUUAGCUUUGUAAAGUUCACUAUAUUAACUAGUGGCUCAUGCUGUGACUCAGGAUUCAAUGUAAUGAAAUGUAUUCAAGUUCACACAGUAAUAAUCAGCAGAGCCCAUCUAUUUUAGCUUUCUUGUGUUCCCUCCCCCACUUUUUUGACAGCUGCUAGUUAAAGGGGUAAGAAUGUCCCUGCUUUUCACUGUGUUCAUCACAGAUCCUAGAGAAUCCAAAGUGAGGAAUUAGACCAUAAGUCUCCUAUACAUACAAUACUGUCAUUUGUCGUGAUGUUACUCCUGUGUCACUUGUUUUCCAGAGGUGGGAUUGAUUUAUGUUCAUCACGCCCAUGGCCUCUUUGAACAUUUUCUUGUGCUCUGAAAAAUUAAGCCAGCCUUUUAGAUCUACAUGAAUAAACAAACCACAUCUUACCAACAAAAUCUCAGCUUACUUCUUGCUAAAAUAAUCUACAAGUUAGAAACCUCCCUGUCUUCAAGACUGAGCUUUAGAUAAAUCUGUUUAUCUUAGACAAAUGUUUGUCAACAACAAAAGUCAGAAUAUGUCAUUGCAUUGUAGCUCCUUUAAAACUUACCUUUUUCUGUAUUACAGUAAAUGUUUAAGAAGGCUAGCAAACGUUUCUUUCUUUUUUUUUUCCUUUGUUUUUUGCACUUACCAGGGAUCAAACUCAGGUUCUUGUGCUUGCAAGGCAGGCGAGGCACCACUAAGCUAAAUCCUCGGCCAAACAUGUUUCUUAACAUCCAUCAACAUGGUGCCAAGUGUCUCACAUUUCUGAUCAACUUUCAGCUCAGGUUUUCAUUUCUACUGAAUGCUAACGUAUUCUGAUUUUUGGUGUAUUUUGUAAUCACUUCUGUAUUAUUUACAGUUAUCCAUAAAAUAAAAUAUUUUGCAUAGUA
Messenger RNA from Heterocephalus glaber (naked mole-rat), 3126 nucleotides. RefSeq names its product zinc finger protein 22 (gene Znf22). The record is from RefSeq and is a predicted model, not a curated record. Gene Ontology annotation, cellular component: nucleus. Gene Ontology annotation, biological process: regulation of transcription by RNA polymerase II. Lineage: Eukaryota; Metazoa; Chordata; Mammalia; Rodentia; Bathyergidae. Gene Ontology annotation, molecular function: DNA-binding transcription factor activity, RNA polymerase II-specific.